This is a messenger RNA of Cynara cardunculus var. scolymus (artichoke), 2651 nucleotides long. Its product is annotated as nucleobase-ascorbate transporter 12-like. The transcript is spliced from 10 exons. The coding region runs from base 213 to 2363 and encodes 716 amino acids. Gene Ontology annotation, biological process: transmembrane transport. Gene Ontology annotation, cellular component: plasma membrane. The record is from RefSeq and is a predicted model, not a curated record. Gene Ontology annotation, molecular function: transmembrane transporter activity. Lineage: Eukaryota; Viridiplantae; Streptophyta; Magnoliopsida; Asterales; Asteraceae.
CUUAACUCUUACUCACACACGCAUAUAUCUUCAUCUCUCUAGCACCAUGGGAUUGGGAUCUUCAACUUCUUCAACAACAAUGGCGACAAUCUGCUCUACUGUUUGUUAGUUCACUCCAUUUGUGGACGGAUAUCUUCUCUGUUCUGGUUUAAAACCCUAACCCCAGAUCUACUACUAUUAUGAAUUAACGACAGCUAAACAAGGAAGCAAGCAUGGCGCAGAGUUCAGACCCUACAAAGCGUCCUAAACCAGGCCCAUGGCCUCCUGGUCAAGAUUCCAACGAUGCACCCGCAAUGCCUCCUUCUUCCUGGGCCAAACGCACCGGCUUCCGCCCUAGGUUUUCCGGCGAGACCAAUGCUAGUGAUUCUGGUCAGUUUGCCAGGACGAAUAACCCCUCUCCCGCUUCCACCCCCUCUCCUGCUCCACUUGAUCUUGAAGCUGGUCGUGUACGCCCAAUUUCUGCCGUGAACGGCACGGCGCCAACGCCGCAGCCGGCUAAUGCACAGGUGCAGCUGCAAUCUAACAAGGAUCAGUCGGUGGAGAAAAGGACAGAGGCGGAGGGCAGUCCUGCACCGGUACCGCCGAAGCAUGGUGUUAAUGGACAUGCGAGAAUUGCUGCUGCGACUGAGACGCCGGCGCCGGCCCCCCCUCAGCCGAGUAGGAGGGCAGUGAGGAAUGGGGAUGUCGAAAAUGUGUUGCCACAAGUGGUUGAUGAUGAAUUGGUGUCUCGUCAUUCGCAUAUGAAGUAUGAGCUUCGAGACACUCCUGGUCUAGUUCCUAUUGGUUUCUAUGGAUUCCAGCACUAUCUAUCGAUGCUGGGUUCGCUGGUUUUAAUUCCGCUUGUGAUCGUUCCGGCAAUGGGAGGCGACCAUGAGGAUACGUCGAUGGUGGUCUCCACUGUACUUCUUGUUUCGGGAAUGACCACACUUCUACAAGCAAAUUUUGGAUCAAGAUUACCCCUCAUACAAGGUCCAUCUUUUGUCUUUCUUGCUCCUGCGCUUGCAAUAAUAAAAUCCCCUGAGUUCCUUGGAUUGAAUGGAAAUAAUUUCAAGCAUAUAAUGAAGGAGCUACAGGGGGCUAUAAUUAUUGCAUCAGCUUUUCAAGCAUUACUUGGAUACAGUGGACUGAUGACACUACUCUUGAGAUUGAUUAACCCAGUGGUUGUGUCCCCAACAAUUGCUGCUGUUGGACUUUCAUUCUACAGCUAUGGUUUCCCGCAAAUGGGUGCAUGUCUUGAGAUUGGCAUGGUGCAGAUUCUAUUGGUUAUUAUGUUUUCCCUAUACCUACGCAAGGUAUCUGUUUUGGGGCACCGUGUAUUUCUAAUUUAUGCUGUACCAUUGGGUCUGGUUAUUACAUGGGCUAUGGCUUUCCUUCUGACUGAGGCAGGAGCCUAUAAGUAUGAUGGUUGUGAUGUGAACAUACCAACCUCAAAUAUGAUAUCAGAUCACUGCAGAAAACAUGUUGCCAGGAUGAAGAGUUGUCGAGUUGAUACUUCCCAUGCCUUGAAAUCUUCCCCAUGGUUUAGAUUUCCAUACCCACUACAAUGGGGCACACCUGUUUUCAACUGGAAAAUGGCUCUCGUAAUGUGCAUGGUGUCUGUUAUUUCUUCUGUGGACUCUGUUGGCUCAUACCAUGCAUCAUCUUUAUUGGUGGCAUCUAGGCCUCCCACUCCAGGUGUUGUAAGUCGUGGGAUUGGUCUUGAAGGUCUGUCUAGCAUCUUGGCUGGUUUGUGGGGAACUGGAACAGGUUCAACUUCUCUGACUGAAAAUGUGCACACAAUUGCCGUCACUAAAAUGGGCAGUCGCAGAGCCGUUGAGUUGGGAGCAUGUGUUUUGAUUAUAUUGUCCCUAGUAGGUAAAGUAGGAGGGUUAAUUGCAUCAAUCCCUCAAGUGAUGGUUGCAGGCUUGCUAUGCAUUAUGUGGGCCAUGCUCGCAGCAUUGGGUUUGUCAAAUUUACGUUACAGCGAAGCUGGUAGCUCCCGGAACAUCAUCAUCAUUGGACUUUCUCUGUUUUUCUCCCUUUCAGUUCCGGCCUACUUUCAGCAAUACGGUCUCUCACCAAAUUCCAAUUCUCCUGUUCCGGCUUACUUCCAGCCUUACAUUGUUGCCUCUCAUGGUCCUUUCCGCUCACAAUACAGAGGGUUAAAUUAUGUGAUGAACACACUGCUGUCGUUCCACAUGGUGGUAGCAUUCUUAGUAGCUGUAGUUUUGGACAACACGGUGCCUGGGAGUAGGCAGGAACGAGGGGUAUACGUGUGGUCUGAACCAGAAGCGGCUCGUAGGGAGCCUGCUGUCGCCAAAGACUAUGGGUUACCAUUCAGAGUGGGAAAAAUGUUCAGAUGGGUGAGAUGGGUUGGGGUGUAGAGAUUGGGAGGGGGAGGGGGGGAUGCAGCAUGAAAGUUUUGCCACGAUAAGAGAGUGGUCAGUCGGGUUUUCGGGCCAAUAUCGGAAAACAAAACAAAUCAAAACAGAUGACAGAUUGUAAUGAGGAAUUGAGGAAGCUAAAUGGAAGAAUGAAAGUAGGUGGAUUGUGUACAUUAGAGAGGAUCUGUGUUGUAAUGUUAAAAACUGUCGAUGCUUUUGUAUGUAGUUUGUAAUUGGAAAAUCUUUGUUUUUUUUAGUUUUGUUUCAAUUGAGUCGACAUUUUCCAAA